GUCAAAAUGUCUAAAGCACCUCUCGUCCUCUGGCUGGCGAUUGAGCUUGGGCGACUUUAUCUGACUUCAGCUGUGUCGGAGACAGUGGUGAAGGCAUAUUGGGGGCAGACAGUGACUUUGCCCUGCAUGUAUCCAUCCUGGUCCCAGAACCGAAACAGCAUGUGCUGGGGCAAAGGCCAGUGCCCCAAAUCCAGAUGCAAUGAGGAGCUUAUCAGCACAGACGGAUCAUCAGUGGUCUCCAGGAAGUCAUCUAAAUAUACACUUUCGGGGAAUAUCCCGACUGGCAAGUUGUUUUUGGAGAUCAGUGACGUCAGUCCCAGUGAUAGCGGUGUGUACUGCUGUCGUAUCGAAGUGCCAGGAUGGUUCAACGAUGUGAAGAAAAAUAUCCACCUGCAGCUAUUGGGAGCCCCACCCUCCACCCGCCGCACAACCACCACUACUGUUAGCACCACGACUGCCAGGACCACGACUGCCAGGACCACGACUGCCAGGACCACGACUGCCAGGACCACCCUUGCUGGGACCCAUGUAGCAACGAGGGUAUUUCCAACCAUGUCCAUUGCCACCCUGGACCUCACAACCCAGACCCCUCUUCAGACAACCACUGCUGCCCUGACCACGGCCACCAUAUGCCCUUCUACUACACCGAGUGCCCCCUCGGAGGUGACCUCGGCUCUUCUGCCCACCCAGCCUUCCCCCGAGGGACCCAUGUUCACUGGAGCAUCCAAAGACUGGGUCCUCAAGUCAACAUCCCAGGCAUCCAUAUGGGAAACGAGGAAUUCCAUGACUUUCCCUCAGCCAAGAGCAUCUGAGACAGCCACUCUUAUACAGCAUGAACAUGAAUCAAAACAGAUAAGAAUGGCUGACAACUCAGACCUGCUGAUGAUCAUCGUCACCUCCUUGGGAUUUUUGCUGCUGGCAUUACUUGUGGGGUUUUUCCUUCGAGGGAAAAUCUUGAAAACCGGUUGUUUCAGGAAACACUCAAGGCUGGAAAGUCUUGGAAAAACUCAAAAUAGCCUCAGUGAUAUGCAGCAAGGGAGAGAAGAUGAAGAUGGUCUUUUCACACUCUAGUGUGCUGCUUUUUCUGAGGCUAGAGAAUCGGGACAUGAUUUGUGAAUUGUCCAAAUGAGUCUUCAAAAGUUUUGUUUUAAAAAAGUUCCACUUACUUCAUUGGUGUCAUCAAUCUAAUCUGACUUUAGUUUCACAAUCAAAAGGCACAUUAGAGACCUUACCUUGGCUGCUCUGGAAUUGAAUCUCCUCUGCAGCAUCACUAUUAAGCAGUUUUCCCUCCUAUGCUUGAAUACCUCCUUUGAUGGUGAACUUACUACCAUACCAAGGCUGUUUUUUUAAUACUGGGAACCGGGAUGCUUCCAAGUCUUGGAAUAUUUACAACAAAGUGUCUUGAGACACUGCCUGCUGGUGCUGUUGUAUGCACUGUACUCACACUGAACAUGGCUGCUCUCUGUUCUACCUGUUAGCAUUUCACAUACUGGAAGGAGACACUCUUGUUUCUCUAAAUUGCCUUGUGCCUGAGACACUAGUUCUGGUCCUUUUUCUGUCCCUAUUGCCUUAUCAUUUUGUGUGUGUUUGUUUUUCUGUUUAUGCUCGGACUCAGUACCUACUCUGGGUCUGGCAUAGGCACCCUGGGCCUGGAAGAGGAAUAAAACUCUUAAU
This is a messenger RNA of Condylura cristata (star-nosed mole), 1674 nucleotides long. It is a transcript of the gene TIMD4, whose product is annotated as T-cell immunoglobulin and mucin domain containing 4. The transcript has 8 exons. Lineage: Eukaryota; Metazoa; Chordata; Mammalia; Eulipotyphla; Talpidae. The record is from RefSeq and is a predicted model, not a curated record. The coding region runs from base 7 to 1071 and encodes 354 amino acids.